Molecule: messenger RNA, 231 nt
Organism: Gongylonema pulchrum
Lineage: Eukaryota; Metazoa; Nematoda; Chromadorea; Rhabditida; Gongylonematidae
Source: the annotation of a GenBank genome assembly
AAGAGUUGUACACGGUCGUUCCACGUAACGUGUGCAAAUGCGGCAGGCAUGGAUAUGCGCGCCGAAAUAGUGGAUAAUUCGAAGCGUGAUGGUGGAAGCGAAGUGCGAUACACUGCAUUUUGCCAUUUUCACUCCACAGGUUUCAUGAAGUACGCAUUCAAAUUCAUCCAGAAUUGUUUAUUUGAAAAAGAUUUUUUAUUAUUUGAAGUUGAAGAGAAAAUAAUGAAGUAG